Messenger RNA from Oncorhynchus kisutch (coho salmon), 3269 nucleotides. RefSeq names its product DNA damage-induced apoptosis suppressor (gene ddias). The record is from RefSeq and is a predicted model, not a curated record. Gene Ontology annotation, cellular component: cytoplasm; nucleus. Lineage: Eukaryota; Metazoa; Chordata; Actinopteri; Salmoniformes; Salmonidae. Gene Ontology annotation, biological process: negative regulation of intrinsic apoptotic signaling pathway in response to DNA damage. The coding region runs from base 273 to 2825 and encodes 850 amino acids. The transcript is spliced from 4 exons.
CGUUGGAGCUACGGUAUCAAACCGGACGUCACUGUUUAAAAGAUUGGCGGUCGGACACGGUGCUCUUAAAUGCCUGCUAUGAAUUUGAGUAAAUUAACAAAAAUAUCGUAGAUAUUGUACAUGUUUUAUAUACGAAGGCUAUAGCUGUCGAGAGAGGCAAGAAAGAUCAACCAAGCACACUUAAUCGUAGGUUUGCUAGCUACCGGUAACUAGUUAGCUGCUAGUCAUACACAUUUAGAUAAGUUACGUAUUUCUGGAGAAGCAGUCCGCUAAUGUCAGUGAGAAGGGCUCUGGUGGACUGUGUUGUGUUGUCUCUUCAGGACUCGUGUGUGUUAUACCCCUGUUGCAGAGGAUGCUUCUCCAGGAUGCAACAGACGGACACGGCCAGAUGGCACUGCUCCAGGUCUUGCUACAGUUGUCUGGAACCACACCUGGACUACAGGUACCGCCUGGCUCUAAGGGUCACCAGAGACAACACCAUAUUUGGGGUGACUGUGUUUGGGAGCUGUCUCAACCCCCUCUUUGGAGCCCCUGCCACCGACCUUCACAGGCUGGUGGAGGAGUCUUCCGGUCCAGUGGGAAGUGAAGGUCAGAGGUCAGGGUGUCGAAGCAGGCUGCUGGUUAAGGCCGUAGAGGACUGCUUCAUUGGAAGACAUUUUGUUUUUGGGAUCAAGAUAUCUGGCCCCCACCCCUACAGGAGAGAGGCAGGCCAGUUCAUCGCCAGUCAGAUCUCUCUGCCCAUGGCCUCUGUUCCAGGCUGCUCUGUAGUCAGUUACUACAGAACCCUCCUACAGCAAGCUGCUCUCUGCGCUGACUGGACAACUGAUCCUAGACCAGCCUCCAAGAGCCUCCUACAACAGGCCUCUGUGUGUAGAACUGAUCCUAGACCAGCUCCUCAGCCUAGCGCUGACACCAGUACAGCUCCUCUUCUGCUCCACCCUUCUCCUCUCCACAGCUUUGACUCUACACUGCCCUCCUGUGGCCGAUCCAUGUCACUGCAUUGCACCUUAACCCUCACCCCAACUCCGACCAACAUACACAAGGCACCCUGGCAACAGUCUCCGGGGGUGAUCACAUCGUCUGCAGAACAGGAGGAAGAUAUGGGGGGGGGGGAGGAUAAAGGCCUGAGUCAUGGGGAGGGGGGACACAGUAGGAACAGUAGUCAGAGGGAGGGGGGACACAGUAGGAACAGUAGCCAGGGUGAGGGGGGACACAGUAGGAACAGUAGCCAGGGUGAGGGGGGACACAGUAGGAACAGUAGCCAGGGUGAGGGGGGACACAGUAGGAACAGUAGCCAGGGUGAGGGGGGACACAGUAGGAACAGUAGCCAGGGUGAGGGGGGACACAGUAGGAACAGUAGCCAGGGUGAGGGGGGACACAGUAGGAACAGUAGCCAGGGUGAGGGGGGACACAGUAGGAACAGUAGCCAGGGGGAGGGGGGACACAGUAGCCAGGGGGAGGGGGGACACAGUAGGAACAGUAGCCAGGGUGAGGGGGGACACAGUAGGAACAGUAGCCAGGGGGAGGGGGGACACAGUAGGAACAGCUACUGGGAUGUUCUGUCCUCUUUCUGUGAAGGCUCUGACUCCCUUGUUCACCCCCCUGCCUCUCUCACGUGGACCGCUCCAACACAGUGUGGAUAUAUACGGACUGUGCCGUCCAGCCUCAGGAAGAGGAGUGUUUCAGACAUGGAGGAGGAGUACAGGUCAGUGUGUGAACAAACCUGUCGAUCUGACUUUGUGGCCUGGGAAGACCUGCCCUUCUCUGAGUGUCUGGGGGAGUUUAUCUGUGAUCCUGCAGAUACACAGACACCAACUGACCAUCAUGCCCAGACCAGCCCUGUGGGGAAAAACGUAUCCACUACUCUGACAGACACAGAGUCGAGCCCCACAUCACACAGAAGUCUACUGGACAUUACUAAUGUUGGACAGCAUGGAGGUCUCAGCCCUCGGUUACCCGGACACACAGCUGACCUGGGGGAAUAUAACUGUUCAGCAGACCACCGACACACACACACCCCGCACCGACACACAGCUGACCUGGGGGAGUAUAACUGUUCAGCAGACCUCUUCCACUGCUCUCAGACCAGCACGGACUCACACACACCCCGUACGGACACACACACACCCGGCCCGGACACACACACACCCCGCACAGACACACACACACCCCGCACGGACACACACACACCCCGCACGGACUCACACACACCCCGCACGGACACACACACACCAUGCACGGACACACACACACCCCGCACGGACACACACACACCCACCAUGGACACACCUUCAGAGUGUUGUGACUGUGUCCCUUUGUCCCAGUCCACCCCCAUCAUCAGGAAAACUGCUCCACCACAUACACUGCAGGUCAAAGCCCGGCGACACACACCUAAAGGACUCACACACACCAAGAGACCCAGAGAUAAUAUACUAGCUCUGCAGUGUCAGAGGUUCACGAGAAGAGUUCUGAAGAGAACACCUGGAGGGAGAAGGCCCGGUAGUAUGAGACUGUGUGAUGACGACAUGGUGAUCUCUCCCACUCAAAGACCCUGGUGCUCCAGAAGGACAGACAAACAGCAGGCUGGGGGAGAGAGAGAGAACAGAGGUAGAACCACAGGGGGAGAGAGAGAGAACAGAGGGAGAACCACAGGGGGAGAGAGAGAGAACAGGAGAUCUACACAUAUUCACCAGACACUGAGAGAGGGACAGACAGAGGGUUUAGCCAACCAGCAGCUCGAAGACAGCAGGUCUGUUAGCCCCUCCCUCCACGAGGAGAAUGAAGCGUGUGAUUGGUCCAGAGACCUGUUUACUGACUCUUUCUGAGGGCUCUUUCCUCCCCCUUCUCCAUGACGUGUGUCCUGGUCCACUCCUCGUCAAGGAUGUAAAAGAAUUGGAGCGACUUAUGAAAUAUGCAAUGUGACUAUAAUAAAAUGGAGGAACAAUGUCGUGAAUUUCAAAUGUCUAGUAUAAAGCUUUUUACAUUUUUCUAAAGCAUUGUACCUUAACCAAAGAACAGUGUCCUUGUCUACAUUUCAAGUGGCCAAUGGCUGUGAGAAGUUCUGUUCACACGAGGACAAUAAAAUCAAAUCUUGUAGAAUUGUAUCGAAGAGGAAGAGCGAGGCCCAACUGAAAAACUGUCGUGUGGUGUUUUUUUGUUGCCAUUUCGCCCACCAAGCAAGGAGUUUUUGUUGCCAUAUCGCCCACCAAGCAAGGAGUUUUUGUUGCCAUAUCGCCCACCAAGCAAGGAGUUUUUGUUGCCAUAUCGCC